AUGUACAAUCGCGUGCCCUGUGUUUUGGCGGCUGGCAUGACCGCGAGCUUCCCAGUCCACCCGGUCAACAGGUUUGCAGGCCAGAGCGAGCCUGUGAAGCGGCCGAAGGAGUUUGCUUGUUUCUCAUACGAUGACAACCACGAGUUUCACCUGGGAGACUCGUCUCUAAAAUGGUAUUACCCGCCAUUGCUGGGCGCAAACCUAUCUCGUGGCUACGAGGACUUUGUGAAACAUGAUGACUCGGGCGAUGAGCAUCUCGUCAGCCUCCUCAAGACCAUUGCAGCCCAUGAAGAGGAGACCCAGAAAAAGAUCGACGCCCAGGUCGUCACCUGGCGUGGCAUGAUGACAAAGAUUAUGGCUUCCCCUUUCGACGAUAGAGACGGCUUCGAGAUGAACGCUACUCUCUUUGAGGACUGCAUCUUCAUCGAGGAGAAUCACGCAUUCAAGGCAGCUUCCCGGCAGCAACAGGCGUCACAGCCCUCCAGAGGCCCAAUAUCCCAGGACGUCAUGUCGUUCUGGGGGUACAAAUUCGAGACCUUGUCCACGCUCCCUGCCCCUUGGGGCGAGGUCGACCGGGACUUCAUCGAGAGCCGCGACACGCACGUCGUCAACAACAAGGCGCAGUACUGCUCCGUCGUGCGCACAGGAGUCGGCAAGACAGUGCUCUGUCUCGGCGGUGAAGUAGACGCAAUCUGGGACUCGAAGCCGCCGCAGCAGGGCGCGCCCAUCGCGUGGGUGGAGCUCAAGACGAGCCUCGAGAUCCGCAGCGACCGGGACAAGGACAACUUUGAGCGCAAGCUGCUCAAGUUCUGGAUCCAGUCCUUCCUGCUGGGCGUGCCCAAGAUCGUGGUCGGCUUCCGCAGCCGCGAGGGCGUCCUGCAGAGCCUGCAGGAGAUCGAGACGGCCGAGAUCCCGGCCAAGGUGCAGCGCGGCGGCAGGCCCAGCUGGGACGGCAACAUCUGCAUCAACUUUGCGAGUGCGUUCCUGGAUUGGCUGCGAGCCACCAUCAAUGACGACGGCGUUUGGAGAAUUCGGAGGAGACCAAAGUCUAGCCAUAUUGAGGUGUUCCGGGUGGAAGAGGCUGGGCAUGGCGAGAUUCUAACGGAUGACUUUAUCAACUGGAGGAUAAAGUUGACAUUGAAUAGCAAUAGUGCAACCAGCACGGCGUAG
This is a messenger RNA of Thyridium curvatum, 1170 nucleotides long. RefSeq lists its product as uncharacterized. The transcript has 9 exons. The record is from RefSeq and is a predicted model, not a curated record. Gene Ontology annotation, cellular component: cytosol; nucleus. Gene Ontology annotation, biological process: NAD-cap decapping; nuclear-transcribed mRNA catabolic process. Gene Ontology annotation, molecular function: mRNA 5'-diphosphatase activity. Bases 1 to 1170 code for a protein of 389 amino acids. Lineage: Eukaryota; Fungi; Ascomycota; Sordariomycetes; Thyridiales; Thyridiaceae.